Penicillium canariense is the source of this 648-nucleotide messenger RNA. Its product is annotated as pre-mRNA-splicing factor SPF27 family protein. Gene Ontology annotation, biological process: mRNA processing. The record is from RefSeq and is a predicted model, not a curated record. The transcript has 2 exons. Gene Ontology annotation, cellular component: precatalytic spliceosome; catalytic step 2 spliceosome; Prp19 complex. Bases 1 to 648 code for a protein of 215 amino acids. Lineage: Eukaryota; Fungi; Ascomycota; Eurotiomycetes; Eurotiales; Aspergillaceae.
AUGCCUCUCAUUACCGAAGCACACGACUCUCUACCAUACGUCGACGCCCCGCCCUCAGCCUCCGCGCGCCAAAAUGCUCAGCAGCUCAUCAACGCUGAGCUCGCCCCAGAACACUCCUCCAGCCUCCACCCAUCCAUUCCCGCCGCCCCAGAAUUCAAAUUUACACCUCUCAUCCAACAAGAGCUCGAGCGCAAAGCCAAUGGCACCCCCCUCACAGGCGGCAUCGACCUAACCCGCUACGAAGCCCCCGAACCACCAACCCGGACCGACACCGAACCCCCCAAUCUGCCCGAGUGGCGGCAGACCCUUCAAAGUGCCUACACAUCCAGCUCGCACCUGACCAAGCGGCACGAGAAUCUGUCUCUGCUGGAGGAGCACGGCAAGAAUGCGUGGCUUAUCGGCAACGCGCAGCUGGAAGAGACUCUGCGUGGCAUAGAGAAGGAGCUAGCGGAGACGAAGGCUGCUGCGGAGGAGGUCAACAGGCAGCGCAAGAUCGCGCAGGAUGCGAGCUAUGGCGAGCUGACCAAUCUCGAGGCGACGUGGAAGCGUGGGAUUGCGGCAGUGUUGGACGUGGAGUUGGCGUCUGAAGGCGUGCGGAUGCAGAUUCUGGAGCAGAGGAGGCUGGCCGCGCAACAGCAGGCACGGUAA